Aspergillus candidus is the source of this 1334-nucleotide messenger RNA. RefSeq lists its product as uncharacterized. Bases 309 to 1316 code for a protein of 335 amino acids. The transcript is spliced from 2 exons. The record is from RefSeq and is a predicted model, not a curated record. Lineage: Eukaryota; Fungi; Ascomycota; Eurotiomycetes; Eurotiales; Aspergillaceae.
CCCCAGCACCAGCAGCAACGACAGCCUGCAGCUCGACGUCACCGCCUGUGCAUUGGGAAUCUGCUAGGACUGUCUUUCAUUUGGACAGAUCGGACGACCAACCCGCGGAUGAAUGCGACUGUUGGUGCAUUCCACCUCAUACCCUUUUUGAUAUCCGCGUCGCAUGGUUCAUCGCCCUUACCUAUCCUCUCUUGCCCGCUUCCCCACAGUCUGCGAUAGACCGUCUUUCAGUUGUUACCCUGCCAAGAUAGCACCACCACUGUUUCGUCAUAUAUAAGUUCUAUUUUAUAUUCCGGGAACCGCCCACCAUGUCCGACGACGAGUACUACGACGAGUUCGACGACGACAUCUUCUGGAUCGAGGAACCCGAACCAGACGCUGCGGACGAUCUCGCCGCAACAGCCCACUAUGACGCUCUCUACAUCGACGACCCCGUCCUCGAGGCCGAAGACUACUUCAGCGACUGGGAAGACCUUUCGGACGACUUCUACGACGAAGACCCGACCGCCAUCCGCCGCCUACGCGCAAUGGGCCAGUGGCCGAACAAGACCAAGGAACAACAAAAACAAGAGCAGGCACAACAUCUGUCAAAGAAAUCGCAACCCCUGCAGCGGAAUCCGGCCCUCCAGCCAGACCUCAAGUCCUUCCAAAACGUCAUCUGGAAGUCCCCCGCAGACGAGAACAAGGUUGUCCUCUACCAGCCCGGUACGGGCGAACAGGUUGCUUUAUUGAAGAACUGGCGUGAAGUGUUUCGGAACUCGCAUCCCGCGCUGGAGAGAUCCCGCGCUGGUAGACCGCGUGGGGCGGUGACUAAUGGUGUCGCUCCUGCGGUGCAGUCGGGGAAGCAAAGAGGGCGUCGGACACGAGGAUCGCCCGUGCCAGCGGUGGAGAGUGUCCUGGAUGACGCUGAUGACGAGAAGACGGUCGAGAAAGGUUCGUCACCGGCGGUGGUGCGCACCACCCGCGUCGUCAGACCGCCUUCCACCAUCCCUGUCGACUCGAAGACAUCGCAGGAGAAUUCCGUCGAAGUGAACGGGUCGCUCGAUGCAAUGCAGACUCAGCCGGAUCAGAUAAAUGGCACCUCUGCGGCGGGCGAAGGCUACGAGGAGGUGACGAAACCGCCGACUACCCCGCGGUCCACCAGAGGGAGGAAACGCAAGGCGUCUGUUUCGCAGGCACAUCCCGUAUCAGGCGAAAAUAAUGACGACGGCCGACGGUCAAAACGAGUCACUUCGAAGAAGGUCGGGGACACGACGGAGCAGCCACCGCCAACAGAAACGACUCCAGUUCGCAGAUCCGCGCGACGCAAGAAAUAGACCCAGCAGAAUAAAAAC